Molecule: messenger RNA, 700 nt
Organism: Calypte anna (Anna's hummingbird)
Lineage: Eukaryota; Metazoa; Chordata; Aves; Apodiformes; Trochilidae
Gene: FKBP11
Product: FKBP prolyl isomerase 11
Exons: 6
Coding region: 51-656 (201 amino acids)
Biological process (GO): protein peptidyl-prolyl isomerization
Molecular function (GO): peptidyl-prolyl cis-trans isomerase activity
Source: RefSeq, a predicted model, not a curated record
GGAGGGUCGGGCGGGGCGGUCCCGGUGCCGCCGAUACCGAGAGCCCGGCCAUGCCGUCCCUGUCGUCCCCCGCCGCGCUGCUGCUCCUGGCGCUGCUGCUGCCGCCGCUCCCGCCGCCCGCCCGCGCCACCGAGAGCGAAACUGAAACCGGAGCCCGGGGACUGCGGCUGGAGACGCUCGUGGCCCCCCCGGAGGGCUGCACGGAGCUGUCGGCACCGGGGGACACGGUGCACAUCCACUACACGGGCAGCCUGGAGGACGGGCGGAUCAUCGACACCUCCCUGAGCCGGGACCCGCUCCAGGUGGAGCUGGGCAAGCGCCAAGUCAUCCCCGGCCUGGAGCAGAGUCUGCUGGACAUGUGUGUGGGGGAGAAGCGCAGAGCCAUCAUCCCCCCCCACCUGGGCUACGGCAAACGGGGGUCGCCCCCAAGCAUCCCAGGUGACGCGGUGCUGCAGUUCGAGGUGGAGCUGGUGGGGUUGUCCCGGGCUGGGUACUGGCAGAAAGUGGUGAACGAGGUUCUGCCCCUGCUGUGCCUCGGGCUAGUGCCGGCCCUGCUGGGGCUCGUUGGCUACCAGCUGUACCGCAAGGCCAGCGGGCCCAAGCUCUCCAAGAAAAAAAUGAAGGAGGAGAAGAGGAAUAAAGCCAAAAAGAAAUAAAAGCUGCUUUACCCUCAGCACCCACGGCUGCUCUGCCCGGCUCC